AUGAAGGCACAGAAGCUAAGAUGGGAGGGGAUGAAGCGGGUGAAAAGCGCUUCCCGUACCCGAACUGCUUUGGUGUUAACUGCAACAACUGCUACUAUAGUCUACACGACUGCUACGACUGCUGUAAAGACUUCCUCGUCGACUGCCGCCUCAUUAACUGCUACGAAUGCGACAUCAAGUACUGCGGACAGUGCUGCCUUUUAGCCAAAGAAUCCGCAACAGUUUAAUAAUGCUGAUAUAAGCAUUAAAGUUUUAUUAAGAUUUAAGUCAAUUCAAGAAAAAAAAAUGUCAUCAAUUAUCCGUCAUUGCAUAGGUAAUAAUAUACUUUUC
Messenger RNA from Nezara viridula (southern green stink bug), 330 nucleotides. Lineage: Eukaryota; Metazoa; Arthropoda; Insecta; Hemiptera; Pentatomidae. The record is from the annotation of a GenBank genome assembly.